Neomonachus schauinslandi (Hawaiian monk seal) is the source of this 1863-nucleotide messenger RNA. RefSeq names its product cilia and flagella associated protein 52 (gene CFAP52). The record is from RefSeq and is a predicted model, not a curated record. Gene Ontology annotation, molecular function: protein binding. Lineage: Eukaryota; Metazoa; Chordata; Mammalia; Carnivora; Phocidae. The transcript is spliced from 14 exons. Bases 1 to 1863 code for a protein of 620 amino acids. Gene Ontology annotation, biological process: cilium assembly.
AUGGAGAACCAAAUUUCGCUCAAAGCCGAGGUGGCCGAGCUGGAGCUUGAGGCCGUGAUCGGCUUCAACGGACAUGUGCCCUCUGGCCUGAAAUGCCAUCCUGACCAGGAGCAUCUGAUUUACCCUCUGGGCUGCACAAUCCUGAUUCAGGCGAUAAACACACAGGAACAGAAUUUCCUGCACGGUCACGGCAACAAUGUCUCCUGUGUGACCAUCUCCAAGAGUGGGGCUUACAUAGCCUCCGGACAGGUCACGUUCAUGGGCUUCAAGGCAGACAUCAUUUUGUGGGAUUAUAAGAAAAGGGAGCUGAUUGCCCGACUGUCACUUCACAAGGGCAAAAUUGAAGCGCUGGCCUUUUCACCAAAUGAUUUGUACUUGGUAUCACUCGGAGGCCCAGAUGACGGAAGUGUGGUCGUGUGGAGCAUAGCCAAGAGAGAAGCCAUCUGUGGCAGUCCUGCGGCCGGCCUCAACGUGGGGAAUGCCACCACAGUGAUCUUCUCAAGGUGCCGGGAUGAGAUGUUUGUUACUGCUGGAAACGGGACAAUCCGAGUAUGGGAACUGGAUCUCCGGAAUAGAAAAAUCUGGCCAACUGAGUGCCAAACGGGUCAGAUGAAAAGAAUAGUCAUGAGUAUUACAAUGGCCGACGACGAUAGCUUUUUCUACCUCGGCACCACAACUGGAGACAUUCUGAAAAUGAACCCAAUGACCAAACUGCUAGCAGACACUGGGCCCGCGAAGGACAAGUUCAGUCUGGGAGUGUCCGCCAUCAAGUGCCUGAAGAUGGGGGGUUUGUUGGUGGGUUCCGGAGCCGGAUUGCUGGUCUUCUGCAAAAGCCCCAGCUACAAACCCAUCAAGAAAAUCCAGUUACAAGGUGGCGUCACGUCAAUCACAGUUCGAGGGGAAGGACACCAGUUUUUUGUAGGAACAGAAGAAUCACACAUUUAUCGUGUCAACUUCACGGAUUUCAAAGAGACUCUCAUUGCAACUUGUCACUUUGAAGCUGUCCAGGACAUUGUCUUCCCAUUCGGCACCGCCGAACUAUUCGCCACCUGUGCCAAGAGGGACAUCAGGGUGUGGCGCACGCUGUCCAACCGGGAGCUGCUGCGCAUCACUGUGCCCAACAUGACCUGCCACGGCAUCGAUUUCAUGAGGGACGGCAAGAGCAUCAUCUCGGCAUGGGACGAUGGGAGAAUCCGAGCCUUCGCCCCAGAGACAGGUCGGCUGCUAUAUGUCAUUAACAAUGCCCACAGGAUCGGAGUGACAGCCAUCGCUACCACCAGUGACUGUAAACGGGUCAUCAGCGGCGGCGGGGAAGGCGAGGUGAGGGUCUGGCAGAUCGGCUGCCAGACCCAGAAGCUGGAGGAGGCCCUGAAGGAGCACAAAUCCUCCGUGUCCUGCAUCAGGGUGAAGAAGAACAACGAGGAAUGUGUCACAGCCAGCACGGACGGGACUUGCAUCAUCUGGGACCUCGUACGUCUCCGGAGGAAUCAGAUGAUCCUGGCGAAUACCUUAUUCCAGUGUGUUUGUUACCACCCCGAAGAGUUCCAGAUCAUCACCAGCGGGACAGACAGAAAGAUUGCUUACUGGGAAAUCUUUGAUGGGUCAGUAAUCAGAGAGUUGGAAGGUUCCUUGUCUGGGUCCAUCAAUGGAAUGGAUAUCACCCUGGAAGGAGUGCACUUUGUCACAGGUGGAAAUGACCAUCUGGUCAAAGUGUGGGAUUAUAAUGAGGGUGAAGUGACUCAUGUCGGGGUAGGACACAGCGGCAACAUCACCCGCAUCCGGGUAAGUCCAGGAAAUCAGUACAUCGUUAGUGUAAGUGCUGAUGGAGCGAUUCUGAGAUGGAAGUACCCCUUUACCUCCUGA